AAAUCUCUCCCAAACUUAACCCACCAGUAGAAAAGAAAAAGACAGACACAAAAAAAAUCCCAUUUUAUUUUGCUGGUAAUUAUGAAUGUUUUCAUCUGAAAUUAAGAUUCCGCCAUGGACAAGCUUUGAUCUUUCUCUUGACUAAGUUUUAUUUAAUUUCACUUGACUUCAUCUUUUUUUUUUUACUCUUUUGAAUCUUACGACCACUCUGGAUCUCUCCCCUCUUUGUAUCUUUUGCCUGUACUUUUAAAUUCAGAAGCUUGAAUCUGUCGUGCAGCAAGAUUCGAGUUUUCUCCUUACUUGUCGGAAUCUCUCCUUACAGAAUCUAAUGGAGGAGAGACAAGGAACCAGCAACAACAACAACAACAACGACAACAAAAUAAGCAGUUUUGGUCUGAAACAUGUAGCUCCUCCAACUCCUGAUGGUGGGGUCUACCAGAUGGGCCCACCACGGUCCGAAAAUCCUAACCCUUUUCCGGCAGGAAUACCCAACACCACCGCCGCAUCCGCAUCCGCAUCCGCAUCCGCAUCCGCAUCCGCAUCCGCAUCCGCAUCUGCCUCCGCCGUGGCUGCUACAGCUCCUGAGAACGCUGCUUCUCCUUUCAGCUUAACAAUGCCUGUGGGGAAUUCUUCUUCCGAGCUGAAGAUGAAGAAGAGAGGGAGACCGAGAAAGUAUAAUCCCGACGGCUCACUAGCCGUGACUCUUUCUCCGAUGCCGAUCUCCUCCUCUGUCCCGUUGACGACUGUGUUUGCUCCUCCGCAACGAGGAAGAGGGCGCGGAAGAGGAAGAGAACGCGGUCAAGCACGUGUAGAGCCGUCCAACAACAACAACAGGCUCACGAAUCCUCAGAUGUUCGAGUUCAACAACAGUUCUCCUAGUCCUGUUGUAGGAACUUCAGAAGUUGUCGGUGCAAGUUUUACGCCUCAUGUGCUCACAGUAAAUGUUGGCGAGGAUGUGACGAUGAAGAUAAUGACAUUCUCUCAACAAGGCUCUCGUGCUAUCUGCAUUCUUUCAGGAAACGGUGCCGUUUCCAGUGUUACACUUCGUCAAUCUUUGACAUCUGGUACUCUCACUUAUGAGGGUCAUUUUGAGAUUCUUUCUUUGACGGGUUCGUUUAUAACAAGCGAGACUGGAGGAAUCCGAAGCAGAGCUGGAGGGAUGAGUGUGUCUCUUUCAGGACCAGAUGGUCAUGUCUUUGGUGGUGGACUCUCCGGUCUCUUAUUAGCCUCUGGUCCUGUUCAGGUGAUGGUAGGGACUUUUGAAGCAGGUAAAGAGGAACCUCAGCAUCAGCAGAUGCAGAAUCAGAGAAGGGAGAGACUCGGGAUCCCCAUGACAACACAAGAUUCUAACAUCUCAUUCGGUGGUGGCUCAGCGGAAGAUCCAAAGGCUAGAUAUGGGCACAACAAGCCUGUUGUUAUUCAGGCACCACCCGUGUCCGCACCACCUAUGUCCCUUCCCCAUGAGCCAAACACUAACGCGGCCCAAGGUUACUACACAAACAACACUGCUAACCAAAUCAGAGAUCUCUUCACUUCUCUCCCAGGAGAGGAUGAUGAGGAUUUUGAAGGUGAAGAUGAUGAUGAAGAAUUUGGAAGCGACAGCGAAUCUGACACCGAGGUUCCAAACUGAUGAUUGAGUGAGUUAAUCUGACAUUGAUCGUUCUUGAUCUUGACCUCUCACUUAUUAGAGGAUGUAAUCUUUAGGUUGUAGAAUUUCAAAACUUAAGUGUUUGUGCAAACUCUCUCAUUCUUCAUUUCAAAGUCCAGCGACU
Messenger RNA from Brassica oleracea var. oleracea, 1772 nucleotides. Its product is annotated as AT-hook motif nuclear-localized protein 4-like. NCBI's taxonomy places the organism in Eukaryota, Viridiplantae, Streptophyta, Magnoliopsida, Brassicales, Brassicaceae. The transcript has 5 exons. The coding region runs from base 329 to 1630 and encodes 433 amino acids. Gene Ontology annotation, molecular function: minor groove of adenine-thymine-rich DNA binding. The record is from RefSeq and is a predicted model, not a curated record.